Erpetoichthys calabaricus (reedfish) is the source of this 8007-nucleotide messenger RNA. Its product is annotated as gastrula zinc finger protein XlCGF57.1-like. Bases 397 to 2343 code for a protein of 648 amino acids. The transcript is spliced from 3 exons. NCBI's taxonomy places the organism in Eukaryota, Metazoa, Chordata, Cladistia, Polypteriformes, Polypteridae. The record is from RefSeq and is a predicted model, not a curated record.
UACUCAGGGCCGGCUAUUCAUCGCGAGACAUCAGUGCGCCAUCCAUUUUGAAAUAGAAGAAGAGCAGGGAAAAGGGGUCGAAGGAGAAAAGGGACCAAACCAACCCUCCUUGACAAGCGGACACUGGGCUGCAUGAAGGCGGCGGUAAGCCGAGCACGAGAACGGCGUCUGCCGGAAGUGACGCCUUAAACUUCACGGCCGUCUCCUUCAUCUGCGAAGAGGCGGCGGUGCGACCGGACGAGAACAAACGCUGAUGUAGCCGUCAGCUCAGAUGGACUGGGAGCCUCAGGGUUUUGCUUCGAUUAUCAGAGCCAUGGAGAGGUGCACCUUACAAUGAAGUAUAGUCUAAGGACGGAGUGAGUGGAAAGCUGAAAGGAAGUAAGCAGAACCGUGAGGAUGGAGGAGAUGCCUGUGUGUGUUAAAGACGAGCCGUCUCUCCACAUUAAGGAGGAACCAUGUGAACUGCCAUUCCUCCAUGUGAAGACAGAGCCAUAUGAGGAGGAGACUGUUGACUUUGGGCAGAUCUGUCAAGAAGAUUUGAAAGAUCUGGUCGUGAAGGUGGAGUAUGUAACUGAGGACUGCUGUCCAGAUGUAGACGGCUCGGCUCUAGCGACUGACGCGUCUCUCCAUAGGCCGUCUGCCCACGUGAAGGCUCCAGGUCUCGAUUUGGACUCUUCCUGUUGGGAAUGUAAUGAAGACUGCUCUGUAGCUUCUAGCCAGCUGGAAAACGUGAAGCCAGUCUGGGAAUACCCUGAGAAAACUCCAGAGAAGGCAGACGAUGCAGAGGAUCCCAUUGAUAAUUGUGAAGUGGACGAUGACUUAAUAAAAGUGGAAGUUCUGAAAUGUAAUCCACCCAGUAAACCAAGAAAGGAUCAAAAAGACAAGGAUGCAGGUGGGAAUUGCCGUGGAAUUGACCCCAACGUGAAGCCGUGCACAUGUGAUCAUUGUGGGCAGAAGUUUGUACAGACAAGUGGCUUUCAGCAUCACAGCGCUGCAAGUUCUUUUUGCUGCCUUAACUGUGAAAAUGCAUUGAAAACAAACGACGCACUGCAGAGCCAUGCGAGUGUUCAACCGUAUUGCUGCAAACAUUGUGGGAAGUCCUUCAGACAGAAGUGGUACCUUCAGUGUCACUUGAGAAUGCACACCGGAGACCGGCCUUACUGCUGCUUAGAGUGCGGAAAGAGCUUCAUCAUGAACGCCCACCUAAAACGCCACUUAAGAAUUCACUCCGGAGAGAAACCCUUCUCCUGCAAGCACUGCGGAAAGAAGUUUGGCGGACAGUCCGAUCUUCAGUGCCACCUCCGGUAUCAUACCGGAGAAAAGCGCUUCUCCUGCAGAGAAUGUGGAAAGACGUUUAAGCAGAUCUGGGAUCUCCAGUGCCAUCUGCGGAUUCACACCGGUGAGAGGCCUUACAGUUGCUCAGACUGUGGAAAGAGCUUUGUAAUGAAUGCUCAUCUCAAACGACAUUUGAGAGUUCACACUGGCGAGAAGCCCUACUUCUGUAAAGAGUGCGGAAAGAGCUUUGCAGGACAGUCAGGUCUCCAGUGGCACCUGAGAAGUCACACUAGGGACCAUCCAUAUUGCUGUAAACACUGCGGAAAGACGUUUGCAGAGAAGUCCGAUCUCCAGUUCCAUCUUCAGUUGCACACUGGAGAGAAGGCUUACAGCUGCACAGAAUGUGGCAAGCGGUUCAAACAGGUGUGGUACCUUCAGUGCCACCUGAGAACUCACACGGGGGAGAGGCCUUACCACUGCACGGACUGUGGAAAGAGCUUCAGAAUGAAUGCCCAUCUGAAACGCCAUUUAAGAAUUCACACCGGGGAGAAGCCCUACUGCUGUAGUCACUGUGGAAAGAAAUUUGCCGGGCAGUCGGAUCUCCAGUACCAUCUCCGGUUUCACACUGGGGAAAAGCCAUAUUCCUGUACGGACUGUGGAAAGAGGUUUAGGGUGAGGAUCUCCCUUACACGGCAUCUGAGAAUUCAUACUGGGGAAAAACCGUACAGUUGCUCGGACUGUGGAAUGAAGUUCAAAACGAAAGAAGCUCUGCAGAGCCAUGCGACCGUUCACACGGGACAGAAGCCUUAUUGCUGCACAGUCUGUGGAAAGGUGUUCAGGCAGAAGUGGUACCUACGAUACCACCUCCGAAUUCACACGGGGGAGACGCCCUACUCCUGCACAGAGUGUGAAAAAACAUUUCAGAAGAAAACGGACCUUCAGAACCACAUGAGAGAUCACUCUGCAGUGAGCCCCAUUUGUGACGUAGACUCGGAAAACAAUUCUAAGGAAGAAGAAGAAGAAGGUGUGCCUCGCCAACAGUGUGCUCACACCGGUGAAAACCCUUAAAGAGUAUUCACAGAUUCUUUUGAAACUUCCUGUUAGCAUGUAAGGAGUGAGCAAUCAUUCACGGCCUGUGACAGUGAACGUGCGAGUGAAGCCAUCAGGAUUGUUUUAAUAUGAAAACACAUUUAAAUGUGGGAGAGUUACCCAGAGAAUCUAAAUAGACAAAGAUAAGAGAAGAGCCUCAUUGGGCCGCUCACUGGUGCUGCACAAGGUGUCUUAAAGCCUGUGAGCUGUAGGGGGCUUCUUUAGACCCAAACCACAGACACAUUCAUGUAGGCACGAGUCUCGGGUCCAGACGACCUUUUAAUUACAAACAUAUCACCACAGACUCGAUGCGCUCGCCAAUUUCUUUUCUCCUCUCCAGCACGUUUUGUCCACUGACUCCCAACUCUUUGCGUAAAGUGGAGCAGUUGGACCCAGGAUCACGUCUGGGACAGGCAAACAUCUAAAAAACAAGGAAGUCUUCUCCUGGAAGUGGCCUCUAGGUGUCCCUCAAGAACUCCAGUAGGGCUGCCCUUUAGAACGCAUGUAACCUAGUGAGAGUCCACACCAGACGAGCACUGCCACCUAGCGCUCUGGAGGAGCAGUCACCCCGUGUCCAGCUAUCCUGGCUGUCCGUCACAAGUGUACUAUAGUGAGACACCCCACUUUUGUUAUUAGAUCAGUCUGCUCUCACACCUUUGUGAUGAACACACAGAGUGACCGCCACUAUAAUAUUCCACAUAGGGUCUCAUCCAUUUCUGGAGAUGGACGUCUGAGAUGGAGUUCCGCUAGCAGUGGUGUUAUUUUUCCCUUUUUUGCUUUAUCCUCCUGAGGUAUCCUGUAUUUAUUCAACCCGAGGGGCUUCAAUCACUGUAUAUGCAAGUAUAUAUAAGCAUGGGUGGCAGAAAGAAAUGGAAAAGGCAGCUAAAGCUUCAUCCAAGCUUAAACAGGCCUCACAUUCAGGUUCAACAUAUGGCCUCCCAGAGAUUGACCUGGAACAGACAGAGAUCUCCCGGGACCUGACGCUGCAGCAUCGCUUCCAGCUGAGAGCAAAAGAGCGAGUGAGUCGGGCCGGGAGAACUCACUGAUUCCAGAAGGUUCAUUGAAUCUGAAAAUGGCCGUACUUUCCAACUGUCAACUACCCACCGCAAGUCAUUGGCAUGACUUGGACUGGAAUUACUACUUCAUCUGUAGAACACAGAGACGACCGAAACGAACAGCCUGAGCUGAAUGUAACAGUCGCUGCAAUUACCACUGCAAUAACUACCGCAGGCGCAGUGGUGGCGCUGCUGCCUCGCAGUUAGUAGACCCGCCUGGGUUCGCUUCCUGGGUCCUCCCUGCGUGGAGUUGGUAUGUUCUCCCCAUGUCUGUGUGGGUUUCCUCCCACAGUCCAAAGACAUGCGGGUCAGGUGCAUUGGCGGUCCUAAAUUGACCCUGGUUGGUGUGUAUGUGUGUGCCCUACGGUGCGCUGGCGCCCUGCCCGGGGACUUGUUCCUGCCUUGUGCCCUGUGUUGGCUGGGAUUGGCUCCAGCAGACCCCCAUGACCCUGUGUUCGGAUAUAGCAGGUUAAUAUAAAGAAGAUUACAACUAGUGCUGGGCGGUAUGACAAAUUCUAUAUCACGAUAUUUUUCACGAUUAUCCCAGUUUCACGGUAUUCAACGGUAUUUUUUUCCCAUGCAUGAGUGGAUGUUAAGCACGUUUUCUACUGCAAUUACUGGCUAAGAAUAACCAACUCCACUGUCAUGAGCAUUGUAAAAGAACACACGUUAAUGUGCACACACGUAUUAAUGCAGGUUUGCAUGGCCCAUAAAGUGACAGGGGUGGCACUAAUGAAGAGAAGGAAUCACAUUGAUGACAGAUGCAGUCAAAAUAGAGAGCCUUUAUAUUGAAGAAUGUUUGCAAACAACUUAAACUAACAUUUUGACAACCAUCCAAAGAGGCAUUUAGACUUCGAGGUGUUUGUCAAAAGUUGUAUUGCACUGAACGUGUCUUAGAGAAGGAAUAAACUGUAAAAAUGUUUUAUAAACCAACUCCACACUCUGUUCAUGUUAACAAUCUCAGUCCACUGACACGUUAAAGUGACUUUCUAAACGACUUUACCAUCAUUAAACUGCAUAAAAUGUAAACUAAUAAAUAACAAUACAAUAAAUAAUAGUGCAGCUUCCAGUACUAAUACUAUUACUUCAAGCCAAGGUGUGUUACACAGUACAGUAUUCACCAAAUUAAAGUCAAAUAAAACUUGGUGAUGACAUCUUUACCAGCCGCACCGUCAUAAUAUGGACUACACACAAAUAAUAAAAGUGCAACUUGCACUUCUGAUGCUAUUGGUGGUGUAGCCCUACAGAAUCUUAUUAGGGCCACGGUGAAGAAAAAAGAACAUAAAGUACAUGUCGAGAUUCAAGUCAACCUUUCCACUUUAUUCUUGUAGUUUAUUUUGUCAUUAAAGUAGAAUGUCGUAAACUAAAGUUUAUACUAAUAUCAAUGUUUAAUUUACUAGAUGCUCUCAAACCCCAUCAUAAGUUAUGUGGCACAUUAAAUGCUUUGUGUUGUGUUCCCUGACCCAGUUGUUACUCGCUACGCGUUUGAUAAACUGACGUCCUCCGCCGUAAGAGGCAGCGAUCGCCGCACGUUCACUUCACUCUGAACAUUUACAAUGCUAAGAUCAAUACUUGAUAUCAUCUUCAGGAUGAAAUGCACUAAAGCAGGUAUUAAACAUGCACGGUAGUGAGGUGGUAGUGCUGCGCCCUCGCUUGUAACAACUGGAUGUAUGACUGGGUAUCUCACAGGUGUAACUGAACUGUCGUGUAAAUGUUGGGUUUGUGAUCUGCUGGUCGGAGACACCAACGCACAAUUCAAUGGCUGUUCUUCUGAGCGGACUUUCUUUAUUGCAUGCCUGCUGUCUCUCUGACGUACCAAACCCGCAGUUCCUAUCCUUCCUUUUUCUUUCUCCACCUAACCAGUCACCACAUGAUAAUCGUCUUUGUGUAAUUAAAACUGGUUAUAAACUUAGACCACGGAGUGUUCAGAUCUUCGUUAUACAUGUUUAAUUAUGCCAUCCAUUCAGGGUUGCGCCCAUCCCAGCAAGCAUCGUGUGCGAAGCAGGAGGAAAUCCUUAAUGGAGAGCCAGCACAUCGCAGGGUGAAUACGAGCAACACACACACUGGCAGGGUCAACAGAGCAGAAGAAACCCCCUUACUGUGAGGCAGCAGUGGACCCUCCAUGCCAGUGUGCCCCCACGUGAUUCAUACACACUUUAAUGCAUUUCAUCAUAUAAGUGAUAUCAAGUAUUGAUCUUAGUAUUCUAAAUGUUCAGAGGGCAGGAAUGUCAUGAAGUGAAUGGAUUGUGUGUGGCGAUUGCUGCCUGCGCCUCCUGUUAGUGCGGAGGAAGUCGGUUUAAGAAGCGAAGCGAUUAACACAACACAAAGCAUUUAACAUGCCACAUAACUUAUGAUGGGGUUUGAGAACAUCUAGUAAAUUAAAUAUUCCUUUUAAGGUGAAGUUUAGUUUACGAUUUUCUACUUUAAUAACAAAUUACGAGAGUAAAGUCAACAUGUCGUCACACUAUUACUCAGUACCCAGGUACAUUACACAGUAUUGGCUUGCAGUAUUAUCCAGUAGUAGAGACACAGUAUUCACACAUCUGACCUUUGAAAUCCAAAGUAUCUCCAGACAGCAGACGUGACUCUUUUUUCCAGCAAAGGUUCUUCUGUGUCAUCAACUUUAUCGUCAGCUUCAGUUUCUGGAGGUUCUCAGUCCACUUUCACCGCUCGAUGCCUCCACUACCCCACGUACUCCAUUGUAUGCGUCUUUAGCGGUGCAGCAGUGAAAAAGGUCCCCCCUUAAACAGUUCCCGCUGCGCCACGCUCUGAACGUUGUUUAGGUAAUUUAAACCGGUGUUGUGAUAUAAGAAAACUCCAUAUCGUCACAAAAAUCAAAAACGGUUUUCGGUAUGAACCAGUAUACCGCCCAGCACUACGAUCUAAAGAACGUAAAGGUGACGAAUGAGAAGCAACUUCAGGAUAUUAAAGACUUGGAGGAACAUUUAAGUAAUCUCUUUGAGGCAACCUUUAAAUGUGUGCUAGAAACAAUUGGGGAAAGAAUGCAGGAAAAUACGAGUAAGUUUGAAAAUAAAUUUAGAGCACAUGGUGCUCAGCUUGCAGACGUUAAGCAAACGUUCACAACUCACAUAGAAAUAGUUGAGCAGUUGGCUUCUGCUGCUGCUACAAAAUGAGAGUGCAAAGUGGCUGGAGACAAACACAAAGAAAUCGUGUCUGAGGUUCAAAUUAGACAGCGGGAUGUCAGCAGCAGCUUACCACCCACCUGGAUGAGGCGCCUUACAACCUGACGUCACACUGCGGGACAAGUGACACUGAAUGUCUGCACAAGUCGAUCCACCUUGGAGACUUCAGUGUCACAGCUCUGUUCGACGUGUGACCCAAGUGGGAUGUCAAUAACUUGGAGGCCUCACCCCGCCUGGUACUGUCAUGCCAGCCUUUGCAGUGGCAGGAUGAAGAGGUGCCAUGACAUACGAGUCUAAAAUCAUUAAUGAUGCCAAAGGCCUUCUCGUAACCUUGUGCUGACCUUUGUAUUUGUCACAUUGCACUUUUUUAUUCAUAUUUGGGUUAGAAGUGUGUGGUUUGUCCGUCCUGAUGCAAUUAAAGAUGGUGACCCUUUGGUACAUAUGGGUGCCAUGUCUUUGUAUUUACUGUGCUCUUCAGACCGAACACACGGACGUGUCUCUUAGUCAUCCUCACAUGGCGUCCGCGUCUCCGGCGUGAACUGAUGAAGGAGCCUCGCUGACUGCCACUGCCGACUUGUUUGAGAUCUCAUUUGAAGACGUAAGUAAAGAUGACAUUUGGUUUAAAACAUGUGGACAUAUCGAGAUGUGGUCUUCAUUUUAAAAGUAAUUCUAGCUAAAGGUGAUGUCUUCAUUUCCCGUCACUUCUCCUUAAUCACAUCGCUGUCCUGCCUGCCAGUCUGUGACAGUUUGUGACGCUCCUCCAUGCGGCUCUUCGGUAUUUGGGUGCACAGCCUCUUUUGAGCGCCCCUCCACUUCACGUUUGUCGCAUGCUGUGCUUUGGGUUAAUCUUCGACAUUUCACUUUAACCUCGAGCACCGCUACUACAAUGAACAAUUCUCAGAGGACUCCAUGACGCGGCGUUGCCAGGUCCCUGAUACAACAAGGCAGCCUAAACCAGAACAUCUUCGCCAUGUGGUUUACUGCUCGUAUCGGGCAUUUGUGGCAAAAAGUCAUCUUUGAUUUUCGGCAGACAUGUCUUCCAGCACUGUGUCUUUGACUCGUCUGUCUGAAGCAAAUUGUCCCAGAAGUAGAAACCGUGCACAUGCAUUCAGAUGUUGCGUGCGUCCAUUUCCACACACACUUCAAGAUGUACAAAAACUAACCUUUUGUUGUAAAGCGACGCUCAUUUUCACAGCAGCCUCACACCACACGUAGUUUCUGCUCGUUUCUCAAACGGGUGGCACUCCCAUCAUGUGAAGCAUGAAAACUAAGAGGUUUGAGUUAACAACACUUAUGUUGGGCACAAUGCCCAGUGGGUGGUCUUUUGGCCUUGGCGCCCCUGCAGAUCUGGCCUUUUUAUUCUGCCCUCCUGGCCCUCUGACCUUACCUUGUUUUGUUGUUCUUUGUUUCUUUAAUAUUCUUUAUUGUUUUUUCUUCUUGUAACU